This is a messenger RNA of Mesoplodon densirostris (Blainville's beaked whale), 2115 nucleotides long. It is a transcript of the gene ISCA1, whose product is annotated as iron-sulfur cluster assembly 1. Gene Ontology annotation, cellular component: mitochondrion; cytoplasm. Gene Ontology annotation, biological process: iron-sulfur cluster assembly. The transcript has 6 exons. Bases 1 to 813 code for a protein of 270 amino acids. NCBI's taxonomy places the organism in Eukaryota, Metazoa, Chordata, Mammalia, Artiodactyla, Ziphiidae. The record is from RefSeq and is a predicted model, not a curated record. Gene Ontology annotation, molecular function: 2 iron, 2 sulfur cluster binding.
AUGCCGCGUUUCUUGAUGUUCUCCUCCCAUCUGCUGCCCCUGCUGCACUUCUCUCCUACCAGGAUCUCCAAUUCUUCCUUGGACCUUCCGUUUACCAGGCUUUCUGUGUAUGCCUGGCUGGACAAAAAAGGAAGACGGAAACGUAGCUGUCCGGGCCUCGAAUCCAUUCUGCCCUUGAGAACGGCACCUCCCCGGCCGGUAGACUCCUCUGAGUUCUCAAGCGGCGGGGCAGCACCUUGCCCAGAAGGCAGGGCGUGGAACGGCGCGCCUCCAGAGUCGACAAGUCCGAGCUCAUUCCAUGUGCCCCAGUCCGGUGGCGCCGUGCGCCGGAGCUUGUGGCGUCAAUGCGCCCGCCGUGUCCAUGGAGAGAGGCUGAGGUGGCCGAGCUCCGGCCCGAGGCAUCGGGUUGCCGGGACGGCGAGGAUGUCGGCUUCGUUAGUCCGGGCCACUGUCCGGGCUGUGAGCAAGAGGAAGCUGCAGCCCACCCGGGCCGCCCUCACCCUGACACCUUCAGCAGUAAACAAGAUAAAACAGCUUCUUAAUGAUAAGCCUGAACACGUUGGUGUGAAAGUUGGUGUCCGAACCAGGGGUUGUAAUGGCCUUUCCUACACUUUGGAAUAUACAAAGACAAAAGGAGACUCUGAUGAAGAAGUUGUUCAAGAUGGAGUCAGAGUGUUCAUCGAGAAGAAAGCACAGCUAACACUUUUAGGAACAGAAAUGGACUAUGUUGAAGACAAAUUAUCCAGUGAGUUUGUGUUCAAUAACCCAAACAUCAAAGGAACGUGUGGCUGUGGAGAAAGCUUUAACAUUUGACUCCUCAGGACUGCUCGGGCUGUAGGCCCCAGGAGAGCUGUGGAAGCUCUACGGCUUAUUGAAGAAGUCAUAGGACUGUCGCAUGCUUAAGAUUUGUAACGUAUGGCUGCCUUACAAGGAAAAUAAAGUGAUGCAUUUGAAAAUGAAGCCAGUGUGUUAGAUUCCAGAAGAAUUGAUACUUGUGUCCUUUAUAGGAGACAGAAAAUGAGAAUCUAUUGCUCUCUUUGUGUCGUCUUUCUGAUCUGUAAAGAAAAAAAGUUUUACCCUGCAAUUAAAUUCUCCUUCCUGCAUCCUUUCUGUUAGAGCUAGUUUCAUGGAAGUUGCCUUCCCGGGGGGAUUUCAGAAAACAUAUUCUUUUUUUUUUUUGCAGUACGCUGGCCUCUCACUGUUGUGGCCUCUCCUGUUGCGGAGCACAGGCUCCGGACGCGCAAGCUCAGCAGCCAUGGCUCACGGGCCCAGCCGCUCCGCGGCAUGUGGAAUCUUCCCGGACCAGGGCAUGAACCUGUAUCCCCUGCAUCGGCAGGUGGACUCUCAACCACUGCGCCACCAGGGAAGCCCUGGAAAACAUAUUCUUAAUAGGUGUAGAUUGGUAGAUCUUUUGAAAGGAUUGAACGUACAUCUCCCAACAAGAUGGAUGGCUUUUAAAAUUCAGAGGCAGGAAGUCUUGACUGCUGGUGUGGUGUGGUGGUGGUGCACUGUUUUUCUACCCAAACUGGGCACAGCGUUUCUACAUUUUUAUCUAAAACUUCAUUGUCAGAUGCCUUAUUUGCUUACCCUGCAGCAUCCCCAGCCAUUAAAGUAUUGGACAAAGAUUUCCUUGAACUGUAGUGCAGAAUAGUUCUGAGUGAUGGGAUCAAAAGGUAAAUACUUCACCCACCUGUUUUUAAGUCCAUUUCUUUUGCCCACCCUAAGCGUCUGCUCGGAUAUGGGAUCUCAAGCGGACUUAGAUCCUUUUAGUCAGAAGUUCUCUUAAAAGCCAUCUAGCCCAUCCCUUCAGUUCUAUACCCGGGGAAGCUGAAGGGCUUUUGUACCCCCUCACACUGCAGGCUGGGUAGGGGCACAGCCAGGAUCACCCACAUCUCCCCGUCUUGUAGGUGACACGCCAGCCCUGCGCUCCGAGGCAGUCAGUGAAGGUAAAUGGGUGGUCUGGCUUAUUUAUCUGGUGAACAUUUGGAUAAGAUUGCUUUGUAAUUUGGAGAGCAUAUUUAGUUUUAUUUUAUUUGGGGUGAGAAGAAUCUUAUUUUAAAGCCCAUUUAUGUGAAUUACCAUCUUGUUUCACCAGGACUGUGGAACAGUCGUUUA